AACGCGGUCUGGCUAGCUGCCUCCUCACCGCACCUGCAUGCGCGCGGCGCCGCGCUCCUCUCCUCUCUUCUCCGAUGGAGAGAUCAGCUUUUCACCAUGGCGGACCUCACGCUUCUCCCCCGCUUCUUUACCAACCCAUAUAUACCUCCCAGCCUCCUGGCCUCAUGCCGGAUCUCACGCUUCUAGUUCUCCUCGUGCGCUUCUUGACACCUCUACCUACCUUAGCUCUCCUCUUUCAGACUGCCAGUACUCCACUGCUGCCCACAGCGCGCGCGCACACACACCUCGAAACGACGAGUACUUAACGGCUUACCCACCCGGCAUACACCUGCGCGCACCAUAGAUUUGCUAGGUUCAUAGGCGCACUGCAGCUCUGGCAUGUGUGUGUAGGUGUGUGUGAAUAUAUAGAGGGGCGUGCCCUAAUGGUACAUGGCUGAGCAGCCUUCUGGAGCCUCCUCGUCUGCUGCGGGUGCUGCUACUCCUCAGCUGCAAGUGCAAGCUGCUGCUGAACCGGCGACCGAGCUUUCCCCGGGUGCUCCUGCCUCGCCCCAUUCCCCGCCGGUUCACCUAGGCGAGACGGUGGGGACAACGACGGCGUUGGCGGCGACGAGCUCCGGGGAGCCGUCGCCGCGGUCCACUGGGAAGCACCCCUUCUACCGCGGCAUCCGGUGCAGAAACGGCAAGUGGGUCUCGGAGAUCCGCGAGCCGCGCAAGGCGCGCCGCAUAUGGCUCGGAACUUACCCGACGGCCGAGAUGGCUGCCGCGGCCUAUGACGUGGCCGCCCGCGCGCUGCGCGGCUCCGACGCCGUGCUCAAUUUCCCUGGCGCCGCCGCCUCGCGCCCUGUCCCCGCGUCUGCCUCCCCGGAGGACAUACGUGCGGCCGCAGCCGCAGCCGCGGCGGCCGCCCAGCUUUACAGGCCGCACGGCAGCGAGGCGCCUGAUGGCAGUGCUUCGACUGCCGCGACAGCGGAGGAGCAGAGACAUCACGGCACAAUAACAAGCGGAGGCGCCGCCGAUGACCGCACGCCGCAGCAUCAGAUGGGCAAUGAGGACUUCAUGGACGAGGAGGCGAUCUUCGAGAUGCCGCAGAUGCUGCGCAACAUGGCGGCGGGCAUGAUGAUGAGCCCGCCAAGGCUGAGCCCCACCGCCUCCGACGAGUGGCCGGACCCGGCGGGGGCCGGGGAGAGCCUGUGGAGCUACCACGAUCCCUAGUGAGUAUUUUGCAUUGGCUUAAGACAUGAUGACCGGUGAGCUGGUUGGUACGUGCUCCAGUACUAUACCAGUUACUAAACCUAAUUAAUCCGGAGUACGGCAGUGGAUGUGGAUACAUGGCGGGGCAUCGUCCUCUAUCUGGUAUAUAUGCGUGCGCCAUAAUAGUGGUAUCACUGGGCGCUGGACUGCGAUAUUAUAGCUGCUACCUAGAUAGUAUACUCGCCAGUUACGUCAGAUUCGAUAUUAUGUUCUAGCUAGCUACGUACGGUCAUUUUCGCACAUAAAGUCCGCUCGUUGAUUCGCUUGGCUUAUUGCUCGUUUUACUAUGAGAUAAUGAGAGCAAGCAGGCGCCACGUACCUUUUUCUUCUUUUUUUUCUAUAAAAAGCGCCGAGUGGAUCGCACAUCACCGGGAGACUAAUGCAUUGUAGCUUUUGUAACAGUAGACAUAAAAAUAUUUGGCGGUGGAUAAACUAAGAUGGACGCGGACGUCCAUAUGGAUCCAAUUUUCCUUUUCUUUAGUGGUGUCUUUUGGCUGUAGUUUAUAUGUAGGAGUAGUAUAUUAUGAAUUGGGGAAGUUAGCCGUUGAGAAGAGCAAAAGAGGGAAGAGUUGGUGGGCAA
Molecule: messenger RNA, 1831 nt
Organism: Triticum aestivum (bread wheat)
Lineage: Eukaryota; Viridiplantae; Streptophyta; Magnoliopsida; Poales; Poaceae
Product: ethylene-responsive transcription factor ERF027-like
Exons: 1
Coding region: 430-1212 (260 amino acids)
Biological process (GO): regulation of DNA-templated transcription
Molecular function (GO): DNA binding; DNA-binding transcription factor activity
Source: RefSeq, a predicted model, not a curated record